Messenger RNA from Bacillus rossius redtenbacheri, 13970 nucleotides. RefSeq lists its product as uncharacterized. The transcript has 2 exons. The record is from RefSeq and is a predicted model, not a curated record. The coding region runs from base 4171 to 5823 and encodes 550 amino acids. NCBI's taxonomy places the organism in Eukaryota, Metazoa, Arthropoda, Insecta, Phasmatodea, Bacillidae.
CACUUGGGUAUCUUACACACGCACUCACACAGACAUACAUACACAGAGAGAGAGAGAGAUCGAGAGAAAGAGGGGGAUAUAUAUGUGUGUGUGUGUGUGUGUGUGUGUGUGUGUGUGUAUAUAUAUAUAUAUAUAUUUCUUGUGUGCGUGUGUAUGUCACUGAACUCCUCCUAGACGGCUGGACCGAUUUUGAUGAAAUUUUUUGUGUGAGUUCACGGGGAUUCGAGGAUGGUUUAGAUUCACAAUUGGAUAUUUUAUCUCGAUUCUGAGUUAAGAAAAAACUAAAAAGUGUAAUGUGUGUCAUAGAUAUAAAAACUGUUAGUGUCAUUCCUGUAUGUCUGCCGAGCAAUAGCUUUCAAGCUAUUACGUUACGUUUUGCUAUUGUAAGGAACUAAGUAGAGAGUAAGAAAAAAAAAGCUCUUGACAGUUUGUAGUGUCGCCAUAUUUGUUUCAAUUUUCAAUACAGUUUUUGUAUAUUACAAUUUAAAUUGCAGAAAAAAAUCAUGUUUAUUAGACACAUAAAUAGUGAGUGUGCCAUUUCUCUAUGUCCACGAGGUCUCGCCGCGUUAUUUUCUCCUUGGGGCGAACCCGUCCGCUUAAUUAAAUAAACAGCUUUUAUCGUUGAAUGAUUUCAUCAUAUAUUUCAUGAAAAUCUGCUCUCAUAAAAAAGUUAGUUUUAUAGACAUUCAAUAGGUGUCUCUCUCUCUGAAGAUCAAUCUAUGAAUCGUUAUAAAUUUAUUUCCUUUAUUUUUUUAGUUUGAUUUGAUACAAUAUGAUUUCACUAAAAAUCAAUUUCUACCCCUUCCUAUUUUCAUUUCCACAUUACGAAGUUUCACUUCUUCCAUGCGGAGGGACUUCACGCAAUAUUUUUGCAUGCAAUUAAAAACUAUUUUUUAAUGAUGCCAAAGAAGUAUAACUUCUCAUGCGCGUACCUAAGUACACGCACCCAUUUUUUUAAUUUAAUUUCUUCUAUAUAAAAAUUUUUCCUCCCUACCUAGGGCACUCAUAAUUCUUUUAAAUUUCACGUGUAUGUUUUCAAUGUCAUUCGAGUUGUACAAUUUUUUUUUGUCAAAUUGGUCAUUAUUUAUACUUUGUUUCAUUUUGGAAACAUACGUAUUUUAGGUAUUAUGACAAAUAAAAAAAAUUAGUUUCACUAACAUUCUUAGGUUUUUAUUGUUUGGAUAGUUUCAAGUUUAAUAUUAUGUAAGUACAUAAAUUCUUAAACUUAUAAAUUUCUUCGAAAUUUAUUCAUAGGUUGGUAGGGCCUACUAAUAUUUUCUGUUUGUCCAUAUUGUUAUUUUUUUUUACAUUACUUACUUAUUUGCAAGGAGUUUGGUUUAGUGUUUAUAAUUUAUCUGCUGAGCGUCAAGAGUCGUAAGGCUGCUGAGACCGAAGACCAGAAAUAUUUAUCAAUUAUGUAAUAUAUUGUUGAAAAAUUUGAAUUUAACUAUUUGAGGAAAGUUGAUUUUUUUUAUUAAUUAGAAUAGUUACGUGUAAUUGCCAUCUUCCUUUAUUUCAUAUUAAACAUUAUGUUUGGUUGAGUGUGAGAUAAUUUUAUUUAUGUAUGUUUUAAUUUCAUUUAAUUUCUUAUAUAUAUAUUCUUACCUACCUACUUCUAUUAAAUUUCAGGUGGAUGUUAACAUUGUCAUUCCAGUUGUAUAAUUUUUUUGUCAAAUUAGUUGUUAUUUAUACUUUUUGUUUCAUUUUGGACUUUGUUUUUUUUAUACUUAAUUCAAAGAUUUGUGGUGUGUACAGGGAGUGAUGUCUUUAUUAAUUUCUAUACUCCUUUGGAUAAGCGGAAUAUUGCCACCACAGUUUUACAUAUAAAGAAAUCCUACAAAUGUUUUAAACAUUAUGACAAAUAAAUAUAGUUUCACAAACAUCCUUAGUUUUUUUUUGGUGUGUAUAGUUUGAAGUUUAAUAUUAUGUAUGUACGUAAAUUCUUAAACAUAGAGUUAUUUAUUAAUUUAUUUAGAUAAUUAUUCAUAGGUAGGUAAUAAGCUUUCUAUUUGUCAAUAUUGUUAUUAUGGUAGAAGGAGUACAGCAAAUACCUACAUUCUUAUAUUCCUUUAUAUCUCUUUCGAUUUGGAGUGUUUCCGAGCCAUUCGGGGUCCUCAACAUCACCCCCCCCCCCCCCCCAGGUGGUUAAAGCCCCAAAAUUUCGACAAUUUCAGGAAUUUCAACUAUCUAUUCUUUCGAGAUGGAGUGUUCCAAACAAUUCGAGGUCCUGAACAUCCACUGUCCGCAAAAGUGAAAGCCCCAAAAUUUCGAAAUAUAAGAAUAUCUGGGUGAAUCUCAGAUUACGGGAAAUAAUUGGUCUCUAGUGAAUUGCUAAGAGUCCAGGGACAGUUCUACUACUUUUAAUCAAUUUCCUUACAGCUACAGAUGACCUCUAAAUGAGUCGUGUGUGUGUUCUAAGAUUUAUUUCAAAAUAUAAAAAUAUAAAAAUUAAAAACAUUGUAAAAUGUCAUUAGCAUGGCUGUCCCAAAACACAGUAUACAAAGCUGUAGGUUGACUUGUGAACCAAAUUGCUUAAGUUUGAAAGUUAUCUACAGAUUUUUGAAAAAUGUAUACUUUAUUGACUGAUUUCUGAAUAUAAGUUUUAUUUCAGUUUUGAAAAUGCUCAGAGUACUUUGGAUCAAAGUUGGUCCCUAGUGUUUUGUGUCAUUAGCAUGGUCAAAGUUUGUAAGCUCCUGGAAGAUAAAAAAAGGUUUUGUUGUUAUUCUUUUACUGACAAGGAUAUUUAGUUUCCAUUAGGUUGGCAGAACUAACUUGGUUUUGGAGGGAACUACAAGCCUAAGUUGAUGUUAUCAUAUAUUGUGUGGACUUUUUAUGGUGAGUAUGAAAAUUGAUUGUCAUUAGCAUGGAUGUUGUAAUUGCUAUAAGUAGUAAUUAUUAAAAAAUAUUUUUGUUCAGUAUGAUUGUUAUCUAUGUUUACUUCUUCAUGGCUUAGUGAAAGUUUAAUGGGUCUUCAAAUAUUAAUGUGAGGUUAGGUUAAAGUAAACAUUUUCAUUAGCAUGGACAAAUUCAUUGUCAUUGGCAUGGGCAUUUCUGAAAUUGCUGACCAUGCUAAUGACACCAGUCCAUGCUAAUGAAAUAUUUUUCUUUUACAGUUGGAUAGGAUACAUAAUUUCACUAAAACUCGAGUUAUAAACAUCAAGUUAAAUAUUUUGCUUUGAGGUUUUUGUAUAUGUUUGUGUGUUUGUAUAUAUAUGUAUAUGCUUAAAAUUUAGAUUUGUUCAUUUCAAUUUGAAAAUCCAAACUAAGUUUUGAAUGAUACGGAGUACAUUUGUUAUGUUUAUAUGGUUACAGAUUAACUGGUAGUAUGGCUAGAAAGAAAGCUGCAAUGAGUACAGCAGAAAGAUUGAAGAAAAAAAAAGAAUGUGAAAAAAGAAGAAGAGAGAGGCUCAAAAAAGACCCUGAAAAACUCAAAGCUCUCCAAGAAAAGAAACACAAAAUAUACUUGAAAGCAAAAGUUACCGGCAAGGUGAAACUUGUUGCUGAUUUUAAUGAAAGACAAAAAAGACAAAAACGAAAAGAAUGGAGGCAAGCAACUAAAAAAUACAGAAAUAAGAAGAAAGAGGAAGAAGAAAUGCAGGCGUAUUUACAAGAAAAUGUACAAAAUGUGUGUGAUUCAGAAAGAGUCAAUCAAGAAGGUAAUGAAAACAUACCAUGCACAUCGUCAUAUUCUGAAAGAGAAAGAGUCAGCACACAAAAAAAAAAGGGAAGAAAACAAAUUCGACGAAACAAAACAAAAUCUUACCGGCAAAUUAAAAAAUUGGAAGCAGUAAACAGUGCCCUUAUGAAAAAGUACCACAAAUACAAGAAAAGGUAUCAGAGAUUGCUGAAAGGGAAAGAAAAGACUCCAACAUUGACUCCAAAUACAAAAGUGAAGAAAAAUCUCCGCGGAAGAAAAGUGCCUGAUGAUGUUCGCCGUAAACUGGUGUUUGCAGAAGUAAUUACAAAGGAACUGGAAAGCAAAUUUGAUAGCAUUAAAAAAAGUGAAAGAGAGAAACAAAUUUUUACAAAGGUGAUCUCUGGAAGAAUUUAAAAAAAGUAUAGAAUGCUGACUCACACUAAGCAUUUUCUCCCCUUAAAACUGCAUCUUGCAAACAAAGGCGUUCACAUGAAUUAAUUUAUGAAAGGCAAAAGAAAGCAAGUAUUGAAUUUAUGAAGAGGAAGGUAAGUGAUUUUUUAGAACAUGAGGGUAAUUCUACUUUAUGCCCAGGUAAAAAAGAUGUGGUUUCAAGAAAUGGGAAGCAACAGCAGAAACGCUAUUUGAACAACACAUUAAAAAAUCUGCAUGCAAAGUUUCUACAGGCAGAGAACUUCAGGAUCAGCUAUAGUUCAUUCUGUAGAUACAAGCCUUCUUGGAUUGUUCCCAGGAAAGUACAUGAAAGAGAUACGUGCCUCUGUGCUAAGCACGAAAACAUGAAGCUUCUUGUUCAAAAACUACAUUUCUUAGAAAUUAUUAAGGAAAGAAAUAUUGAUGAUUUUUUAAAAGCUCUUACAUGUGAGAAAACUAGUGAAGAAUGUCUAGCCAGAAGGUGCCCGCUUUGUACAAACAAGCAUAUCACAUUCACAGAGAAGGAAUUUGACUUUGACGAACAAACCAAUGUAAAACAAUGGUGUCACAAAAAGGAAAAAGUACUAAGCAACAAAACAAAACAAAUGAUUACCAUUCAGAAAACUACUAAAGAAGAAAUUUCCUGCACAGUCGGUGAAUUAAUUCAAAUGCUAGAAAACAGAAUAGUACCUUUUAUGGAGCACAUUUUGAAUAUCAAACACCAGCUCGAAGUUAUGCGAAAUCUAAAAACUCAUUUAGAUGAUUCACAACUUGUAAUGCACGUUGACUUCUCAGAAAACUAUGCAUGCAAAUAUGCUUCAGAAACCCAAUCUGUUCACUUUGGUGCUUCGAAGGAACAAAUAACAUUACAUACAGGUGUUAUGUAUACUGCUGGUGGUAUCAAGGAAUCAUUUUGCACUCUAUCCAAGUCAUUGAGACACGACCCAUAUGCCAUUGCAGCUCAUCUUACACCCAUUCUUGAUAAGUACUUGAAACAAUUUCCAACUGUUUCCAGAAUUCAUUUCCUUUCAGACAGUCCAAGCACUCAAUAUAGAAAUAAGACCAUGUAUGCUCUGAUAAGCUACUACAUCCCCAAAACAUUUCUGCAAAUAGACUCUAUUACUUGGAACUAUUCCGAGGCAGGGCAUGGGAAGGGAGCACCCGAUGGUGUUGGCGCUGUUUUGAAACGAACUGCUGACCGUAAUGUAGCAGAAGGAAUUGAUAUCAGUGACAUUGACACCCUGGUUGCGAGUUUAGGAGAACAUAUUUCUGGAGUACACGUUCAGGUAGUGCUAGAAGAAAGUAUCAAAGACGUUGAAUUAGUAAUGGAAGAUGUUGAGAUAAUGUCCUUCCCUGGGUCCAUGAAAGUUCACCAAUUGAAGUGGAGCAGAAACUCUUGUAAAGUUCAUUUCCGGAAACUUAGCUGUUUCAUCUGUCAUACUGACAUUUGUUCACAUUAUCAUAUGGGAGUUCUUACUACAAGCACAAUGACAAAAGAUCCUGUACACCUCACAGAUUUUAAAAUUGGAGAUUGGGUACUGGUUACUUAUGAUGGAAAACAGAAUCCAGGUGAAAUAAUCGGUAUUCUUCAGCAUGCAAUAGAAGUGACUGUGAUGUACCCAACAAUUGGAAGGAAGUACAGAUGGCCUGUGCAUAAGGACCAGCACACAUAUGGACUGAGUGACAUUGUGAAGAAGAUAGACAGUCCAACACCAUCUGGCUCAAGAGCUGCUUUCUUUGUUUUUAAAGAUCUCUAGAGCCAAAUGACAUUGUGUGUGAUGUUUAACCUUACCAUAUUGGUGCACUUAAAUUUUUACUUGUUUUCAAAUAACUAUGGCAAAGUGAACUAGGCCUAUAAUUUUAAUGUUUAAAUAUGCAUGUUAGUUUUUUAAGAUAAGAAGUAGACUUUGUAAUUUUUUUCAUAUUUCAAUACCAAAUUAUACAGUUCUAUUAUUAAAAACACUGUUUUCCUUCUAAAUAAGCCUAAUUGUUAUUUAAUAUUAAAAGAAUAAAUUAACAGGUUCCUUUUUUAAUUUCAUUUAUCUAUGUAUUUUAUCUGGACAGAAUUGCCUACUGACUAUCUACACUUUUUGUAUGCUUAAUCAUUUGCAUGGUGUCAUAUGUCAUUAGCAUGGAUGCUUUUGUCAUUAGCAUGGUUGCCUGAAUUUUGAAGUUUUAAAAAAAGUUGAAAUUUUACAUUUUCAGCUCUGCUGACAGGAUACAUCUCUUCAUCUACCUUUGAGUAGUAGCUCAUAAUUUUUUUUUAAUUUUUAAAACUCAUUGUGAAAAUAAAAAAACAGCACAGUAAAAUGGCCUGUAAUCUGAGAUUCACCCAUAUAUAAAUUGGAUGUUGGCAUGUAUGUCGUCGAUAAACUCUUACACCGUUUGACCGAUCGCCAUGAAAGUUGGCACAUCGAAGUGUUUUUAUCAUGGAGAAGGUUUUUAUGCUAACAAUUUUUUUGUAACUCGCCGCUAGAUGGCGCUGUAGCGCAUCAACUUCUAAACCUUUCAACCGAUCGCCAUGGGUAAACAGAAAACCAUAGGUCACAGAUACACAAACAGUAAUUAUGUGUCAUUUCUUAAUGUCCACCACACUGGACAUAUCGCUAUCCAUUUUGCUGUAACUCGCGGACAAUAUAUCACCCGGUGAUCAGCCCGGGCAAAGCCGGGUACUGCAGCUAGUAUAUAUAUUAGGGAUGGGGCGAAUCCUGAUUUCCUCGAAUCCGAAUCCUAACUCAAAUCCUCGACUGGAAUUGCCGAAUCUCGAACCCAAACCCGAAUCUUAUAACAGAUGAUGUCCACAUAUCUAAUGUAAGUGAGAUGUAUUCUGCUUGCACUAAAAGUCCCUUGACUUUAUCACAUGUAGUUUGGUACAUUUCUGGUAUAGCCUAAGUGUGAAUAAAGACAAAAAAUUUUUCUUGUGAAAUUUCAGUUUUAGUACAGAUUAGCGGUUAGAUUUUUUCUAUAAAUAAGCUAGAGGUCUGCGAGCCUAAGAAUUUUACUUCGAGCCGAGCUCGAGCUUUUGUGGUACAGUUACACUUUUGGGAAAUAAUUUUUAUCUUAAACUUAGUAUAAUGUUUGAAUAAAGUAUAAAAAUGAAGUGGGCUUAUUAAUUUUGGGUAACUAUUUACAGUGUGUGUUUACAUUUUGGACUGCUAAAAAAAAAUAACAUUUUUUUCCCAUUGAAUCUUACCUGUUUCCAUUGGUUCAUUAGUAACUGAUAUCAUCCAACUAACAUAACCAAGUAUAUGUUUGUGUAAAUGUAACAUAUCUUGGGAAAAUUUCAUCCUUGUCAAUUUUUCUGGAGUCCUUACUGAGCUUCAACAAACUUAGCACCAAAAAUCAUGUUGUUUGAAAAGUACAUUCACAUUGUUUCAACAUUUCCACUUUUCAGCACAAUAAUUCUGAGAGAGAUUGUCACAGAGUAUUAAAUUCUGUUCUUUAAUCUAUCACGCAGAACAAUAAUUUGUUCUGCACGUUCAGGAGUUAAAUUAGCUCUACGAUUGGAGAUAGUGUUUCCAGCAGAAGAGAAGCGUCUCUCGCUGGCAACCUGCUUGGCUGGAAUGCUUUAGUAAAUUUGCUUAACCUCAAAAUUAGUGUCAUAAAUAUCUGUAACUGGUCAUUAAAGUUUAAUCAAUUGAAAGUAAUAAAAAUAAAAGCAUUUUACUUCAUUCAAUUUACACUUGCAAAAAAAAACAUAACACACAUAAACCUACAUGGAAAUUAAAGUCUUUUUCAAUAUCCUGAAGUCUGAAAUAUGUUUACUCAUGUCAUUAAAUGUAUUGAAGAAGCUGAUUUUGCCAAUAUUUAGUUGAAUCGGCAUUUCUGCCGACUUCCGAUACAGUACGCUUGUUAAUUUUCGGCCGAUAUUACUGAAAAACGAAAGAGACUGCCAUAACCUAAAAAUCCAUGAGUACCAUUUUCACUUUUCGUAGUAGUACUGCAUUCUUUCACAUCGCAUUAUUUCUUAGCAACGUGUGCCAACUGUACAUAUCAAAGUUUAAAAUCCUUUUUUUUUUUCAACAAUGUUCUUUAAUUUAAUAUGUCAUAAAUAAAUAAUACAUUACUAGAGCUGUAGCAAACCGUAUGUAUUCGUUACUGAGUAACGGGUGCGGCAUCUAGUAACGAGUAACGAAACGUUACACACGAAUGCAUUUCGUUACUCGCAUCUUUUGUAUGUUUCACGCAUGCGCGCGCUUAUUCGUUACAAAGAACGAUGUUUGUUUAUUAAUAAAAGUAUAAUUUGGAAAUUCGUCGUCCAAGUUUUUUACUGUUUAUUAAAGGUAUUGUGUGUGUAGACAAAGUUUUAGAUUCGAACAGAAACAACGUAAGAAAGUAUUUUUUACAAAUUAUAAAUAUGUAUGUUUUUGUUUUUUAUAAUCGCGUAUUUUCACGUUUUAUGUUCUAAUCUUAAAAGAUAUAUUAUAAUAAAGCCGCUCUAAUGAGAGUUAAUUGUUUCUUGGUUAACAAAAGCUGUUCAUUAUCAAAUAUUUUUAAUUGUUUAUAUUCGAUUUAUUUUUAUUUACGCGACGUCAUACUGUACGCGUACGAAAUACGACUCGAUUCGAUGCUGUUACAUAAGAUAGCAUGUGCCAUGACAUGCGGUAUCAGAAGUAACGAGUAACGAUACGAAAGUAACGAGUACUAAUUGUUAUAGUAACGAAUACAUACGGGUACACAUUUUUUCGUUACUUUUACACCUCUAUACAUUACUAUCACGGUAAAUAUACAUCUCGGUUGUUACGGUAACUAUAGUGCAAAUAUGGUAGCUAUCUUGCUUCUGUAGUAAUUAUGGUAUUCUACAAAGAAUCUUUAGUUCUUAUUGUGGUAUUUAUCUUAAAAUAACUAUGUAUUGGGUUUGUACUGUAGUUAUGGUACAUCAUCCAUAUUUCUUUGUAUGUUGUUGUUCAUUUGUCUUUUCUUUAUAUUUACGUGAGCCAUUAUUUGAGACAGGAAGUUUCAGAAAACAUGUUAAUGGACUUUAUAUCACACAUUUAAUGGCGUAAAUGAUGCGACCUCGGGCAAUUUAAACGCUUUAUACGGAAAAACCUACCAUGCGGAACCUCGUAAGCGAGUUUUACUGUAUUUUUUUUUCCGUAAAUAGUAAAAAACCGAAUCCUUUGACGAAUCCUAUAUCAGACUCGCCGAAUCUUCGAAUCCCUAGGAUUCGGCGGAUUCGGCGGAUAUUGGAUUCGGUCGCCCCAUCCCUAAUAUAUAUAUAUAUAUAUAGAGAGAGCGAGACAGAGAGAGACAAAGAAACUGAAGAGUCAAAAUGGCUUUCGGUAUCAGUGUCUUUUAGUGGUCGGUGUCACCAAAACGCAAAAGUUUAAUUUGUUCAUACACAACAUUUUCAACCUAGUUUUUGGUAUUUAUACAACACAUCAUGCUUCAAAAUUGCUUAUUUCAUUUGAGACACACAGUUUAGCACGCGUUAAGAAAUUUUGUUACUCUGUAAAUUAAGUUGAUAUGAAAAUAUAGUUAAAGUUAUAGUCAUUGUUGAGACAAGGCCUAACCAAUCAAAGAACUAUAUUCUCAGAGAGAAUGGUCAGCAGGCAGUUUAUGGUCCUUGCCCAAAUCCAACAAAAUACAGUAGAACCUCAUUUUUACAUAUUUCAAGGGACCAGGAAAAAAAUAUGUAAAAACCGGGAAAACGCAAACAGAGGGAAAUGUUCAAAUUUUUUUUAUCAUCUCACUAUAUGGGAAACAAUAAGAAAAUAUAUACCACAUAAGUAAGUCACGAAUAAGGGUUUCCCCCCCUUUUCUUUGAUAACCCAGCGCUCUUAGCCAAUCAGCCCUGCUGCCCUGGGGUCCCCACGGGCGUGGAUGCGGAUACGCCGCAUACACAACCGGGAAGAGCGUUAGAGCUUUUGGCUAUGCAAAGGGACUGAGGCUACCCAUCUCAGUUUAUGCACCACCUCCGGCCCCCUACUCCACUCAGCUCACCAGCAAGUUGGAUGCUCCCAAAGCCCUCUGGAGUCAUCACUUCUGGCGCCUGCCCCAGUCUCCCGCUCUCACACUGGGACCCCUCAAUCACCCAGCGAACCCGCGGUCUAAACAAAUCUCGAUAGGCGACAGCGUAAAUAAAGCAAACAAGCUUGAAAGUGCAGGAAACAAGAAUUUGUUUCUGAUUUUGUUAAUAUGAUGCUGUAGGUUAACAUUCCUUUGUAAAAAGCUGAUCAUCCAGCUAUGAGGGAAUGGUUUAACACCCAUGUUGAAGGUUAGCCUUAUUUAUUUAGAAAUGUUUUCCCCCUCUAAUAAAAGUUCAUAAGCAUAUGUAGGCCUACAAUAUUAUCAAUUAACUUACCUUUAGGCCGAACUUACCUUUACUUCAAAUAAAUAUGCAAGUACCUCAGAUUAACAAACACUUAAAUAGGAUGGAUUGCAUUGUGAAAUGGUGAGCACACCACAAGAUAUUUUUGACUGAUUGAUGGUUUGACUCUGUAAUCCAGCAGUAAUCUUGAAAAGGUUAGGUUAGGUUUGGCUUGGCAUAGAAUUGUUUUGAGUAAAUUAGCCCAUUAAUAUUUUCAGUGAUAACCUUAUAAAUGCUACCUAUUUAUAAGUAUAUUGUAAGUUAUGUAUACAUUUAAGGUGCAGGGGAUUUGCCAUCAGCCAACACUCUUGGAGAAACUUAUGUCCCAAAAAUUGGCCAGGCAAAUAAGGAAGCAGUAAGGCACGCUGUAGAAGACAAACAGAUUGUAUUCUUGUGUGAUGAAACGACAGACAAAGUGGGCAGAUGUAAGGCAGAGUCUGCUACUUUGUAGUGCCUAUACGCUAUGAGGUUUUUUUUACACCGCCAAUGGCAUAAUUUUUUCACCAUUUUUUAGGGUCUCUACCAAUUGCUUAUUUUUACACCAAUUUUUUGCACGGCUUGCUUAUUUUUACACCGAUUUUUUGCACCGCUUUUGUCAUUUUUUUACACCGAAAUGAGCCAGUUUUAUUUACCAUUUUCUGGGGUCCCUAUCUAUAGUCCUUUAUAUCUAUGUAUCUCUCUAUCUGUAUUUAUCUCUUUAUAUCUACAUAUAUACCUCACACUAUCUCUAUGUAUUCUAUAUGAGGGUACUGAUUGCUUCUUUGUUAAUAUCACACGGGUGUUUUUUACUUGUAUGGGAAAAUUAACAAUGAUAAGGCAUUUAGUGCGUGGCAACUUCUAGCGCCUGCGGCAUCGUCAACACACACUUCGUACGUGUACUGCAUGUUGUAUCUAACCCCCUCCAACGCAUUUGAUUCUAAAUUGGACUUUUAGUAAGGAUCCCUAAUGUUAUUGAUAAUAUAAUAUAGCCUAUAUCCUUCCUCGAUAAAUGUACUAUCCAACACUGAAAUAAUUUUUCAAAUCGUACCAGUGGUUCCUGAGAUUAGCGCGUUCAAACAAACAAACUCUUCAGCUUUAUAAUAUUUCAUGACGCAUAAGCCCACCCCUCCCUCCCCUCUCGUUAACAUUCUUCAAGGCUAGCUCAUCCCUCCCAGACACACAAACCAUCUAGUGUCCCUUAUAACACCCCAACUUCGCUCCCCUUUGAAAAACCUUGACGUCAGCCGGGGCUUCGCCCCACGAGCCUGAUCAUCCUCCGUUCCCUUUCCCACCACCUUUCCUACCCGGCAUUUGUGUCGUGACGUACGUAACCGUGUGAGAUUCAAACUGCGCGCCACGAACUACAGCAAGAGGGCGCUUAGCUGCAGUGCGCCGCACCCCUAAUAUAUAUUAAUUAAUAUUGUAAUCCUUUUCUUUUCGCCCCAAAAUAGUGUCACGACGGCUAUGCAUGUGAGUGUCUUUUGUUUAAUUAAAUCAUGAUGUUUUGUAAUUUAAUACGUGCAAACACGGACAAGGACGCUCCCUAGCGGGCGGCGGAGGAACUAGCACGUAACUUGAUUUAAACUGUUUUCUAUCAUAUAAGUAAUUAUUACAGACGGUCUGGGUAUGGAUGUGAUGUGCUGAUUUUUGUAAAGAGUUUAUGUAAUUUUCAAUACUAACCCGGGGCACGCAAUAGAUAAGUUGUUAACGGUAAUUGUGUUUGGCGCGAAGGGCGCCAUGUUGCCUUCCGCAAGCCCUGAUCUCUGCCCAGUCUCCUUCAGCCGGCCGAGAGCGGACGUCUCUGCAGACACCCCGAGGACAUCACUGUUGUUUCACCGAGAAGUAGUUCUGUUAAUUAAUUUAUUCAAAUCGUUUUCUUUUUAUCCUUCGGGGCCUCUCUCGGUCGGAAAAACUGCUUAAUUAAUAAUUAUUUACUCACCGGAGUUUUCUAUCAUCUGUGUAUUAAGUAAUGGCUUGAGGCGACCAUGUGCGUGGUUCGCCUCCUCACCUAAUUCGAUUCGUGCCUCGGGCGUUUUAUAACAGUAUCAAGGGAGGAUUGUGUAAGGGCGUGUAACGUGAGUAAUAAAAACCAACUUAAUUGAGUCACGUGUCUUUGUGUUCGGGGGGGCCACAUGGGUCCUUAACCUGGUCAGCGGCGUGUGGGACGCUCUGAGAGCCCACUGCGGUAAUUAGAAGCGUGCCCGACGCUGAGAGCGGGCUUAGUUAGGGACAGGCGUUGCGUUAAAAGUCAGGAGGGCUAAUAUCUCGCCGCACACGGGCCACGUAACGCCCUGCGUUAGAGUUUCCAGCCGGGUCCACGUGCCCACUCACGUGGUGGCGCCCAUUAAUUUCCACCAAUAUUCCAACCUCAAAAACCGGUACGCCCUCAACCUUCAGUGAGAAAAUGCUCAUUUCACCCUCCCUUCUCCCGUAAAAUUGGGCUAUUAUGAAUGGGGUACUAAAGCGGCGAGGGAGGGGUCAAAAUAUGUCACUUUUCACACCAAGUUCGAGUUAAGUCAUCUCUGGCAAGGAAUUUACAAGCUUUCAAACUUAAAUAAAUGUAUUUUAAUAGCAAGGGUCCUAUGAAAAGGAAUAUACCUAAUAGAAUCAAGCUGCUGUCACCAAACAAAGCAUAAAACGGCCCAAUGCGUGGUCGCUUCGUUAUUGCUCGCGCGAGAGUUGAGACGUGGAAUGUUAGAAGAAAGAUAAAUGCGAGGGAGACAGACGGCAGCCAGUGUGUUUCCUGCGUGGGGAAUAUGUGGCGUAGCCUUUUUUUUAUGCUGGGUGAAGUGACUUUUUUCUGUCAACCCACGGGAAAAGAUAAUUGCUUGAGCUGUCAAAAUAAACAUCGCUGCGGCAGUUAAAACAAGUCGAUGCGGGCGUGAUCCAGUCGGUUGCUGUGUAUUGUCAACCGAUAGUAAUCAAAAUCAAGAGAAAUUCAACAGGUAGCUUUCUUUGCCUUAACUGCAUACCACACUAGACACUCGCAAAAAGCUGAACGUAAACACGUUGCUACAAAAACCUUUAUCUGCACCCUGCCGGCAAAGGGACAUGGAAUGGGGGUUGUUAAGCGCUGACAGUGGUCGUAAACACGUUGCCACUAAAACCUUUAUCUGCACCCUGCUGGCAAAGGGACGUGGAAUGGGGGUUGUCAAGCGCUGACAGCGGUCGACAGGAAGUGGUAUAUAUUUUUAGAUAUGCGCUGCCUACGGCAGUACAGCACUCGGCAAGAGAAACGCAGUAACACACUACUCAUCACAAGAAACUUAUUUUCUGCCCGAUUUUCUUUGGAUUUUCGGCAAUUUUUCACGGUUCCUCGAAAUCGGGUUGUAAUAGAGAGGUGGUCGCAAUAAAUGGGGUCGCAACAAAAAGGUUUUACUGUAUAUUUACACAUCAAAUCUUCAAAAUGUGGGGAAUGUUAAUAGGAUAGGAAUGAAAAAAAAAAAAAAAAUAGACCUAGUAAACUUAUGACUCGUCAGUGUUGAAUUCUUAGUUUACUACAUUUUCUUAAAAAAUUUUCUCAAAUAUUUUUUUUCCCCUUUAAUGUGAUAUGUUUAGAAUACUGAGUAUUGAACUGCAUGCUUGGCCCAUCGCAGGUGUGUGUGUGUGUGUGGC